AGUUAAGGACUGGGUAGCCAUGAGGGUGUAAACAAACCUUUAUGAGCAUCAGAAAGACAUUUAUUUCUGUCACGUUAAAUAUUACUUUAAGGAGUUAGUCGUGUUUUUAGGAUGGAGAUAUUUGGGAGCGCGUUCGACGACUCUGUGUUUCUGCAGGCGAAGGACCGAGUCACCGUGCCUCUGUCCCAUUACAAUGCCAAACGCUGUGAACCAGAAUGGUUCUGUGAGAGUUCUGCUCUCAGUACAGAUGAUCCUUUGGAGAAGCAGAAGGUGUAUAAGUAUAGAGGAGACUUGGCUGUGAAACAGGGGAACUAUCAGAAAGCCUUGGAUGUAUACAGCAGCUGCCUGGAGCUGAACCCUGCCAACAACCUGACCAUCAGGAGAGAUGUGCUGGAGGGAAUGGCCCGAUGCUGCACUGAACUGGGACAGAAAGACCGGGCGCUGCACUUGACGGACCUGCUGAGCAAAGACGCUUCCAACACCUGUCACCUGAUCAGCCUCCUGCUGCUUAAGGUAAGGAUCUACCAGCAUUUCGGAGCCUUAGCAUCGAGGAUGUCCUCUCUGCAGCAGCUUUGCAGCGUGCUGCCCUUCAACCCCUGGCACUGGUACAACCUGGGACAGAUGUGUCUGGAGCUGCUGGACAGCAAAAGAGCCACAGGAUCUUGUUCUUUACAGAGUGGUGAAUCAGCGGAAGAACCGCAGGAUGAGGGAGACAUUAAGGAACAGGAGGAAGAGCAGGCAGAUCUGGAUGGGGACAGAAUCUGGCUGAAAGCUUGCACCUGUUUCAUCAGGACAAGACUCCUGCUGAGGAUCCUCCGGCAGCAGCAGUCCUCCUUUGUGUUGCAGCGCACUGAAAGCACCCUGCAGAAGACAGAUGAGCUGCUAGAAAGGCUAAACCCCAAAAAAACAACCCUCCAGGCUCUCACUGAGGUGGCGUCAGAGGACCUAAUCCCAGAAAAAAUGAGGGAGGACACCCAGGACGGGGAGAGUCUGUCCAGUGUGUCUGUGCAGAGCUUCAGGGAGCGCUGGUGGAAUAAGAUCUUACUCACUGGUGUGCUAGAAACAGACGGCCGCCAUCAGACACAGACGACCACAGAGAACUGAUGUCUGUUUGCUGACAGGAAGAGCCGGUCCCUGUGCAGAUCCAUCAGAGAGCAAAAGAUAUUGACUGGAGAAUCCAAGUGAUCAAUCCACAUAUUUGAUAUCCUAACAAGACCCCAUCACACAGUACAUUUUAAUGCUGACAAAAUACCCCCCUAAUAAAGAGAAAUAUUUAAACAGAUUGAAUCUAACUGGUACACUUUGACAGAAUUGUGUUGAUUUUAUUCAGGUACAGUACAGUAUUAAAUAAAGCAGAAAAGACUA
Molecule: messenger RNA, 1365 nt
Organism: Eleginops maclovinus (Patagonian blennie)
Lineage: Eukaryota; Metazoa; Chordata; Actinopteri; Perciformes; Eleginopidae
Gene: c3h8orf76
Exons: 8
Coding region: 112-1104 (330 amino acids)
Molecular function (GO): protein binding
Source: RefSeq, a predicted model, not a curated record